This is a messenger RNA of Talaromyces atroroseus, 2289 nucleotides long. RefSeq lists its product as hypothetical. NCBI's taxonomy places the organism in Eukaryota, Fungi, Ascomycota, Eurotiomycetes, Eurotiales, Trichocomaceae. Bases 1 to 2289 code for a protein of 762 amino acids. The transcript has a single exon. The record is from RefSeq and is a predicted model, not a curated record.
AUGUCGCAAGAUGAGUUAAAAAAGUUACACCAGCGCCUCAAAGAGGCAGAACGUCGCCUGGAGGAAGAACAACAACAACGGAAGGAAGAGCAGCGGCGACGAGAGGAAGAACAGCGACGACGAGAGGUAGCGGAACAGCAGAUCCAGAACACAACCCUACCCGAAUUUCUCAACGCGUGCCACGAACAUUUAUUUCUCAAUCUGAUUAUCCAGGAUAAAGACUCGUCAACAAAGGGUGAUCCGGCAAAUGCAGACCGCAAAUUCCGACCAGAUAGAAUUGAAGAAUGGACGAGCUUCCCACAAGAGCAGAUGGCCAUAUGGGACGACCUGAUGGACUCGGAUUUUGUGACCGAACGCCACUUUACACCGUUGCUGGCAGUGAGGGAAUCUGGGAAGGAAAUAAGGAAAAGAAUGCACGGUUCUGAACUCGACCUUGGGUACUUUCAGCGCCACACUGUGGAAUCGCGUGUAGCGUCUGUCAUCGAAGAGCUCUAUGCCAGCCCGCAACUACGGCGGAGAUUUCGCCUCAAUGGAGAUGUUACCUUUGAAAAUCAUUCGAAUACGCUGACAGAUGAAUCCAGAAUUGUGACAGAUAUGAGCUCCUUGAGUUUAGAACAGAGCAUGCCCCGUCGCUCUGAGCGCUUGGCUGCAAGGCGGUCUACGGAUACUUCAAGAUCAACUUCGCGGAACAGCCAACCGACAACGCAGCCACGACCUCCUCGGCCUCGAGCGGACCAGUUCUGCGUAUAUAAUCGCGGACCGGAGGAGAAAGAGCCAUCUUAUAUUCUCGAAUACAAGGCCCCACACAAGUUCUCUCUUGCCCACAUCAAAGCCGGAUUGCAGGACAUGGUACUGGAAGACGUCCUACGGUACCAGGAAGACGAAUCACCGGAAGACAUUUGCCGCCGUGUGGUCGCCGCAGUGAUCGCACAAGCCGCACAUUAUAUGUACGAAGGUGGACACGAGUACGGCUGCGUCUGCACUGGUGAAGCUUUCAUAUUUCUUCGAGUACCUGAUAACCCUUCUACUGUCCUAUAUUAUCUAUCAGUGCCGAAAGAAGACGUGGGCGACACCACUGGUUGGACUGGAGAUGAAAAUGGGGAUAAUCGGUUACAUCUGACCGCCGUCGGGCAGCUCUUAGCCUUUACCCUGCGAGCUUUGCGAACUUCUCCACGGGAUAUAAAUUGGAGAAACUGGGCGAUGAGUCGACUACAGACGUGGGAAAUGGUGUAUGAUGAUGUCCUGGAGGAAAUCGAGGAGAUGGACAUUCCCACUUCUGCCUACAAGCCGCCACCAAGCCGAACUCAAUAUUGCCGCGUGUCUCCCGUAAAGACCAGAGCCAAAUCUGCAAUGGCCAUGUUUUGUCAGCCGUUGCCAGAAUCGUCUUUGCUGCACCGUGACGACGACACUGAUGAUCACUGGGACCCGCAAACACCCAGUCGAAGACCACGUGACUCUCGAAUUUCUCCGCCUCAGGCAGGAACCGCAGCAUCUCAGGUUUCUAGAAGAACACAGCAUUUGACUUCUAAAGGCAAGUCUCGAAAAUACUGUUCUCAGCAGUGCCUUCACGGCUUAUGCUGGGGAGAGCCGCUCGAUCGAGAAUGUCCUAAUGCGAUCGAGCAUGGGGUCAACCGACAUCAACUAAACGCUAAGACGCUUAUCAAGCUAUUGGAUCAACAGCUUUCCAAUGACCCAGAUCCUAACGCGGAGCUUGGAUGCGAAUCUCUUCAUAUACAUGGCACACGCGGGGCUCUUUUUAAGAUCACUCUCUGGUCGCAUGGAUAUACUUUUGUUGGGAAAGGCGUACCAGUUGAAUUUGUUGAGUGUGCUAAGCGAGAAGAGAUGAUGUACUCUCGUCUCACAAGCAUUCAGGGAAAAUAUGUACCGGUAGUACUUGGAGGUCUCCAUAUUCGGCGGCCAUUUUCUUAUGAUGGGAUCGCCACGAUGGUUCAUUUAACUUUGAUGAGCUAUGCUGGAAGAACGCUGGCCAGCCAAGGCAAUCCCGAUCGCAUUCAGCUUGUGGAACAAGCCGAGCGAGCACUGUGUGCCAUUCACAGCUUGGGCGUCCUGCACAGCGACCCUAUCCCGGGGAAUAUGGUCUUGAAUGAAGAGGUCAUGUUUAUUGAUUUUGAGCGAGCCAAGUAUCAGAAUCCACGGCUGCCGCUGGGCUCUAUUUCCCCCAAUCACAAACGAAAGCGACAAGCCAGCGUUCGGGAUAAAAACCCUAGAAAGCGCCGCAACCCUUACGAGUGUGAAAUGUCACGUAUGAGAUCUGUACUACGAUAUUAA